AUGCUGAGAUAUCACAAGGUUCCAUUUCAGUUGAGGUUUCUGCGGCAUCAGCACCUCUCCCGUUCUCGACCAACGAGGGAAGAACAUAGUCAUGACACCUCCCUAUUUUUAAACCAUGGCUAUGAAGAGCAGUUCUCUGCGGAGGUGCCUAAUCACUGGUUCUUGAGCCCGACGUCUGUUGAGAACAUUCGUUCCAACAACACUCCUCAACAAGUGAUUCGUGAAUUAAGAUCAUUCGACGAUUUUGGGUUGCUGUCUGCUCAAAUUAUCGAUAACAAUGCUGCACAAACGCUCACUAAGGCGCCAUUCAUGGAUAAGCUGUUGAGUUAUGAUGCUCCGUCAAUAAACAACGCUGGUGCUAUCCCCACUACUGCGGACCCGUCGGAGCUGGGUGGAUCAUCAGAAGCUAGUGAUAUUGAACAAUUAGAAGAACUCAUCGAUCAAGGGUACGACGUCUCUGCGGUGCUGCGUGACCUGUCUUCAGUUGAUUUGCAGGGAGAGGACUAUUCUGUUGCGGAAGCCGUGGUUUCUAAACCAGAUGUGCAGGAGAAAUCAAGGCAGCGUAGCGAAUUAAACCCAUUACCAGUAGGAAAAGCAGUUGAAGAUGGCUCAGCUCGCUAUGAAGCUAUUAAACAGUAGUAGCUCAUUGUAGGUUGAUCUUAUUAUUCGCGAUAGCUAUGACGUCGAUGAAGCUGUCAUGUUUGUCCAGGACUUCGCUGUUUGUAAUCGUCGAGGAUUUCUUCAUGAUGUGAAUGGUGUCCGACUAGCGCUCCGUGUUGCCCGUGACAGUGGAUCAGUAGAGGCAGCUUCGGAGAUGUUACGAAAUUUUCGUAAUAUGUUCCUUGUGAAGUCUCCUGUAACAUCAAAAUCAACUGCCCCAGCAUUGAUCUUGGAGGAUUUCUACUCGACCUUAUGCUCUCUUGGGCCAUUGGAACAAGUGGAAACCGUUCACAAAGUGAUGAUUUCUUUGGGAUUCGAUAGGAGCUCUGACAUUUUUAUCCGCAGCAUCACCCAUUUCCUGAUGGAGAAAAGUAAUACUAGCCAAGUGUUCGGUAGAUGGAAACGGCUUUCUGAGCGAUAUGGGACUACUAGUGGAGUUGAGCUGUUAUGGCAGGGAUUAUUCACAUCUGUAGAAAAUCCAGUAGAACAGGCUCGGCUGGUUGGCAAACUGCUCAAGCACUGUUGUCAACACGAACACCCUUUUGCUGUUCUUUCCAGUUUAGUUAUGACAUUAGUCCACCUGAAACUUCUUGA
Haemonchus placei is the source of this 1254-nucleotide messenger RNA. NCBI's taxonomy places the organism in Eukaryota, Metazoa, Nematoda, Chromadorea, Rhabditida, Trichostrongylidae. The record is from the annotation of a GenBank genome assembly.